Protobothrops mucrosquamatus (brown spotted pit viper) is the source of this 1594-nucleotide messenger RNA. RefSeq names its product UPF3A regulator of nonsense mediated mRNA decay (gene UPF3A). Lineage: Eukaryota; Metazoa; Chordata; Lepidosauria; Squamata; Viperidae. Gene Ontology annotation, cellular component: cytoplasm; nucleolus. The transcript has 10 exons. Gene Ontology annotation, molecular function: telomeric repeat DNA binding. The record is from RefSeq and is a predicted model, not a curated record. Gene Ontology annotation, biological process: nuclear-transcribed mRNA catabolic process, nonsense-mediated decay; positive regulation of translation. The coding region runs from base 1 to 1419 and encodes 472 amino acids.
AUGGAGGCGCCACUUCAGCGAGAAUCCCCGCGUCGUGUGUCAGAGACGCCGUCCUCCUCCCCUGGGCCCCCGCCGCCCCCGCCGCCGCCCUCCAACCUGGCGCUGCCGCCGGGCAAGCAACAACGGGAAGAGAAAAGAGCGACGCUGAGCAAAGUAGUUAUACGCCGGCUUCCCCCUAACUUUACUAAAGAGCAGCUAGAAGAACAACUCCAUCCACUUCCGGCUCAUGAUUAUUUUGAAUUUUGUUCCUCUGAUCCCAGUCUUUUCCCCCACCUCUACUCAAGAGCAUAUAUUAAUUUUAGAAAUCCCGAUGACAUCCUUCUUUUUAGAGAUCGCUUUGAUGGCUAUGUCUUCAUUGACAAUAAAGGUUUGGAAUAUCCUGCUGUUGUUGAAUUUGCACCAUUCCAAAAGAUUUCUAAAAAGAAACUAAAGAAGAAAGAUGCAAAAUCUGGAAGCAUAGAAGAUGAUCCAGAAUAUAGAAAAUUUUUAGAAAGUUAUUGCGCUGAAGAAGAAAAAAUAUGUGCCAACCCUGAAACGCUUCUGGGAGAAAUUGAGGCAAAAACAAGAGAACUCAUUGCUAGAAGAACCACCCCACUUUUGGAAUAUAUUAAAAAUAGAAAAUUAGAAAAACAGAGAAUUCGAGAAGAGAAAAGGGAAGAAAGAAGGAGAAGAGAAUCAGAAAAAAAACGGCUAAGAGAAGAUGAGAAACGGAAACGCAGAGAGGAAGAAAGACGCAAAAGAAAAGAAGCUGAGAAACAAAAGAAAAUUGCUGAAAAAGAAAUAAGAAUCAAGCUUCUUAAGAAACCUGAAAAGGGGGAUGAACAGAUUACAGAAAAGCACAGAGAAAAAGAAAAAUGUGAUAUUGAAGACAACAAAUGGGAGAAAUCACCAGGACAUGGGAGUUUAAAAUCCAAGCCACUGGAAGUUUCUCUAAAGGAACUUAAGGAAAAAUCACAAAAUGAUAGUGAUAAAGAACAAAGAGAUUCAGAGAGAAGAUUUCGUGAAAAAGAACCUGAGAGACAAAGGUAUCGGUUGGAAGAUGGCCGAAAGCACAGAACUCACUAUGAAUUUGACAAAUAUGUGAGACGGAACGAAGAUGAGCCGAAGUGGGAGAAAGGGUACAGCCAAGACCGAGGAAAGAAAGUGAACUACAACUACAGCUUCACUGUGGACACAGUAGACAAACUGGGUAAAGAGGACAAGUGUGAUGACAUGGCAUCCAAAAAGGAGCGCAUAAGAAAUAAGGAUCGCCCAGCCAUGCAGCUGUACCAACCAGGAAUUCGCAUUCGAACACAUAUGGGACCUACAAGUAGGUUCUAUGACUGUGCUGAAACAAUUUCUCAAGAAGUUUGUGACAGAAGGUAUGAGGCAGACAACUCAGCUGGUGGUGGUUCUGAGAAGAGUGAAGAUGCAGAAUAAAAUGGACAGAACAUUCAGCUUUAAGAUUUAGUGCCCUACAGAGAAUGUUCUUAGAACUUGGCCGGCAUUACCAAGAAAAUUCUAGUAGGCAAUCUCAUUCCUUUAAGUUUUAAAAGUUUUAAAGUCUGUACAGAGUCUGGACCACAUAAAACAUCACAUAAAGUAAAUAAGAAUG